This is a messenger RNA of Mycena citricolor, 1083 nucleotides long. NCBI's taxonomy places the organism in Eukaryota, Fungi, Basidiomycota, Agaricomycetes, Agaricales, Mycenaceae. The record is from the annotation of a GenBank genome assembly.
UUACUGAUGUGUUUAGGUGUUUCUCAUCAUCAGGCAUCAUGUUGUCCCUGUGUAUGCUCUCUAGUUUUGCUUCCAGGGCAGCAAUUUCUCGGAUGAUGUGUGGGGCUAUGGCUCGUGCGCGUUCUCUCGCUUUCUGGUUUAUUUUUUGUUUGAAGCAGGCCCAUUCUGUUUGUGGGUUGUAGCUGUUUGUCCCUUCCACGCUUCCUUUGAUUCUGGCGUGUGUGUCUCUUCCGGUUUUGUGGAUGAACGCAGAUAGUUGUUUGUCUUUAGUCAGGUAAGCUGGCCAGGCCCAUCGUCCGUGUCCCACCGUUGGUGCAUCUGCGGUUGAUUUCUUUGUCCAUACCAGGUCGUGGUCUGUCUCGAUGCCCACUCUCUUAAUGCCCCAUUCAAACGUGUUUUCGAAUUCAUUUGCACGCACAUAGAUUCGAUCGAUUCGGGAUAGGGAUCCUCCAAGGUUAGCGGGUUGGCGGAAUGUGUAUUCCUUGGUCUCGGGAGCGUCCACUGCAGGGCCAUUAUCUUCAUGGGCUGGGAGUCUGUCUAAAGCGGCUUCUACAAUGUUCAUGUCGCCUGCCAUUAUAUCUGGUUUUCGGAUUCUGGGGUGUCGUGUGAAGAAUUCUUGGAUGUUCUUCCAAAAUUGUGCAUUUUCGGCUGGCUGGUUUGGAUGACCAUGGCUCUGCCUGGUACAAUUUCGUGCAUUUGUAUUCCUUCUGUCCGCGCGAGGUUUUUGUUUAUUACAAUUGCAACGCCAGCUGCAUUUGCUGACUCUGGGCUUUCCGUAUGUAGGAUCUUCAUUUUACGGCCGAACAGAUUGUCUAUAUCCUCUUUCCUCUCUUUAUUCAUAUGGGCUUCUCCAAUCACCAGUACAGCCACCUUGUCUUCUCGCAUUAUCUGCCACACCCCCAGCCAUUUGUUCUUGGGGUGGUGGGCAUUGGUGUGACCGUGUCCCCGGAUGUUUAGUGCACCUAUUUUCAGGGCAGCUUUCAUGUUCUUCCGGCCGUUUCUGCCGCGUGGGCCAGUGGGGCCCGGGUAUGUCUGUGCGUGUGUUGGGCGUCUGUUAUCUGGCACUCUGCCAUCUUGGUGUCU